GGAGCAUCGUUUGUUUUCUGACUUUCUCGUCCAUGAACCCUGGACACAAGCGUUUGAACUUACGAAUGAAUGAUCUGUCCAGAGUGAGCACCCGGGUAGAUGAACUACACUGGGCUUCUGUAGUACCCAACACAACCAGUGGGUGGCGUCGAUGCUUCUUCUGUGCUUGCGCAGCGCUGGGACAAUAAACGGUAAAAGACUGCUCUCAUCAGCGCCACGUUCUUCUUGCAAAGCAGCUGGAUUACCGAUCAACCAGGGAUGGAAAUGUAUUAUGAAAACCUGGUUGUGACGCGGACGGUCAAACAUGAGCAUGAUGACAGAACUGCACCAAAUUUUCGGAACCGGAAGGGUGGAGGGUCCCACAAAGGUCGGGCUUAUAACAGGAAUCGAAGAGACCGUCAACGUGGAAACCAGUCAGGAAUCUUCGGUGGUCCUGGGCCAAGGUCACGUCUUGAAGAUCUUGAUGGCGAUGUAACGAUGGGCGAUACCUCACAGGACAGCACUCCUCAGAACAGAUUCACUCCUUACCAAAGACCUGGCCGUAAAGGAGAUGGGCGGUUUGACAGAGACAGGCGUCAAGGCAGAGGUGGAGGAGGAAGAGGCGGCUUCAAAGGGGACCGAAGCGGAGCCGGUGGAGGAGGCGGGAAAAACCGAUCAGACUGGUGGAAAGUCACAAUACCACAUGGGAGAAAAUAUGACAAGCGGUGGCUGCUGACAGCUCUUCAGAACCUAUGUUCUAUCGAAUUCACGCCUGUUAAUUACCAAGUCGACCACAACAAGGUUCAUUUCUAUGUGGAUGACACUGCAACAGCCAACGCCAUACAUAAAUGCUCUCACAAGAUCACUGACACAGAUGGGUAUAAGGUGGAGGUGCACACCAAUCGCUGUGCUCCACCAUCUUACCUCCUAACUGACUUGAAACCUGAGCAUAUUGAGCACUUGAAGCAAUGCAUGGCCAAACGUUUUGAUGCCUCCCAGCAAGCUUUGGACUUGAACAAUAUUCGGACAGACCCAGACCUCGUCUCCCAGAAUGUGGAGGUCAUCCUAAACAGGAAAACAAAUAUGGAAGCUGUCAUCAAAAUUAUUGAAGGGAACAUUCCAGAGCUUGCUGCAUUAAACCUGAGCAACAACCGAAUUCAAAAACUGGAUGAACUUUCUGAGUUGGUGACUAAAGUUCCUCUUUUGAAGACUCUAAACCUUUCCAACAAUGAGCUGAAGUCUGAUCGAGAGCUGGACAAGCUGAAAGGUCUCAAGCUGGUGGAGCUGUGGCUGAAUAGGAACCCCUUGUGUGAUCUUUUUAAAGACCAGGCUGCAUACAUCAGCGCUGUGCGGCAGAGGUUUCCCCGACUCCUUAAACUGGAUGGCAACGACCUUCCUGCACCCAUUGGAUUUGACGUGGAAAGCCCCACUGCUAUACCACCCUCCAAGGGAAGCUAUUUUGGCUCUGACGAAAUCAAAGCUCUCAUUCUUCCAUUCUUACAACAGUACUACAAUAUAUACGACUCUGGGGACAGACAGCCUCUCUUGGAUGCUUACCAUGAUGGUGCAUCCUUGUCCCUGACGACGCCUUACUCCAACCAGAACCCCUCUAGGUCAAGUCUCGGGGAAUAUCACAAGGACAGCCGAAACCUCAAGAGAGUCAAAGACACAACGAUACGCUACAGACUUCUGAAGCACACUCGACUAAACGUGGUGGCUUUCCUCAAUGAGCUGCCCAAAACUCAGCAUGACAUUGCCUCUUUUACUGUUGAUGUGAACACUUUUACAAACACGCUGCUAUCAUUCACUGUGAGUGGAGUCUUCAAAGAGGUUGCAGUUGACGGAAAGUCCCGAGACUCAACUAUGGCCUUCUCUCGAGUCUUCAUAACUGUCCCUGCAGGGAAUUCUGGUCUUUGCAUCGUGAACGACCAGAUCUUUAUCAGAAUGGCCACUACAGAAGAAAUUCGCAGAGCCUUUGUGGCACCAGCUCCAACUCCGUCGUCCAGCCCCGUCCCAACACUCACUGCUCCACAGCAAGAGAUGCUCUCUGCAUUUUCUCAGAUGUCCGGCAUGAACCUCGAAUGGUCUCAGAAGUGUCUUUUGGACAAUCAAUGGGAUUUCAAUGCUGCAGCACAAGUGUUCACACAACUAAAGACGGAAGGAAAAAUCCCCGAUGUUGCUUUUAUGAAAUAACAGGCAAACAGCCUUUUGUUGAAUAAAAUCUGUGACUAUUUUAUUUAUAGUUUAGUUUUGAUUGGUUUGUUGGCCUGUGUUUUACAGAGAACAUUGUUCACCUGGUUGACAUUUCCGUUAAGUGGCUUUUGUACUGGAAAAACAUAAUUGUCACCGAUUUAACAAAGAUGGAUGUAUGAUAUAUAUUUGGUUAUUUUAUCACCACAAUUGUAUAGAUGUUUCAACGAAAUAAAGACAUCAUUUUGCCUAUGUUUAAAUUUUUAUUUUAUUUUUUUGUUUCUGGAUUUAUUUUUU
Molecule: messenger RNA, 2466 nt
Organism: Synchiropus splendidus (mandarinfish)
Lineage: Eukaryota; Metazoa; Chordata; Actinopteri; Syngnathiformes; Callionymidae
Gene: nxf1a
Product: nuclear RNA export factor 1a
Exons: 22
Coding region: 259-2172 (637 amino acids)
Biological process (GO): poly(A)+ mRNA export from nucleus
Cellular component (GO): cytoplasm; nucleus
Molecular function (GO): RNA binding; protein binding
Source: RefSeq, a predicted model, not a curated record